This is a messenger RNA of Trichogramma pretiosum, 585 nucleotides long. RefSeq lists its product as uncharacterized. The transcript has 3 exons. NCBI's taxonomy places the organism in Eukaryota, Metazoa, Arthropoda, Insecta, Hymenoptera, Trichogrammatidae. The record is from RefSeq and is a predicted model, not a curated record. Bases 1 to 585 code for a protein of 194 amino acids.
AUGAAGACGAUCGCACUUCUUCUCUUGGGCCUAACUUUGGCUUUUGCCCAGCCAAUUGAAGAAACUCAAGAAUUCGAGCUCGAGGUUGAAAGCACCUCUUUAAUCCCAAUCGAAGAUGAGUGCGACGACUUCCUGUUUGGUUGCGACGAUGAUGACGAUUUUGACUAUGAUUUUAGUCUUGACAUGGAUAAAAGUAUAAGCCAACAAAUAACUUCGGCUGCAAAUACAUUCGACAAAAUAAAGUUGAAAUGGGGUAAACUGGUUUUGAAAGUAAGAGCCAAAGCGUCAGAAGUAUUUAAUCAAAGCCUGGAGAGCUGGAAUAAAAUGAAGAAGCAAUUGGAUAUUGUAUUCGAUCAUGGAUUAAAAGUGAUUGAAGAAAUCAAGGCUUUAUACGAAGAAGUUAAAAAAAUGGGAGAAAAUAUCAAGGAAUUCAAGGAAAUCUUCAAAACGGUCAAAGAGCUCAUGCAAGAUUUGAGAGAAUUUGGACAGGAAAGCUACGGAGAUCUGAAGGCCCUCGUGGCAGAAACCAAAUUAGCUCUUCAAGAAGCCAAAUCUAAAUACCAACUUAUUCCUAUCGUAGGAUAA